UUAUCGGAACCAGGAUUUGAAAGGGGAGUUGAAAAAUUGUUGAAUAUUUUUAAUCAAGAUGGCACAAUCUAAUCUGCCAAUGUUGAAGGAAUGUUGCUGUGGAUGCACUUUGAAGUCGGGUACUAUGAUGAUCGGUAUACUUUCUUUGAUUGCUUCAAUUAUAGCGUCAUACAUAACUAUUGUAUCACUGAAUGAAAUGCAGAAGAUACACCAUGCAAAUAUUCUAGACAUAGCACUAGAGAUGAUAGUAAUCACAGUACGAGUAGUUCAAGUGAUAUUCAGUAUGAUAUUGAUUGUUGCAACAUACAAGGGUCGUUCGAAAUAUGUGUGUCCAUGGUUGGUGUUAUCACUGUUGAUGGUGAUCGUUGAAUCGAUCUACCUUCUAAUGAUGGGUUUGGAACUAAUAACGGGAACGCUCAAUAAGCAGAUAUUCUCACUAAGCACGCAUAUCUCGAUCACGAUCUACUUUAUUCUGGUUGUGUUCAGUCAUUAUCGAGAGAUGCGACUCAUCGAAUCGGGAGCCCUUGAUUCAACUACUGCAGUCAACUACGAUAGCAACAAAACGAAACAACCCGAUCCUUAAAAUUGAUUAUAACAGAAGAGAAACGUCCAAUCCAAUCGUCAAUAUUAUCAUUGUAUAUCAUGUACAUUGAAUCUAGAAAUGUAGAAUCUUCUAGAUUUCUUGCAUGGAAUAAAUUAAUAAUAUUAUUGAUUAUCUACA
This is a messenger RNA of Nilaparvata lugens (brown planthopper), 721 nucleotides long. RefSeq lists its product as uncharacterized. The record is from RefSeq and is a predicted model, not a curated record. NCBI's taxonomy places the organism in Eukaryota, Metazoa, Arthropoda, Insecta, Hemiptera, Delphacidae.